AUGCCCACCACCCUGAUCAUGCAUAAUCCCGCAACCCAACCCCCACCCCCAUCCCCGCAACCCAUUGUUUAUGCCCCCGAAGAUGUGGAUGACUGUCACAGUUCACCAUGUGGGAAUGGUGGCAGCUGUGUUGAUAUGUUGAACGGGUACACGUGUACUUGUACAUCUGGUUAUACUGGAACGCACUGCCAACAAGAUGUGGAUGACUGUUACACUUCACCAUGUGGGAAUGGUGGCAGCUGUGUUGAUAUGUUGAACGGGUACAUGUGUACUUGUGCAUCUGGUUAUACUGGAACGCACUGCGAACAAGAUAUAGAUGACUGUCACAGUUCACCAUGUGGGAAUGGUGGCAGCUGUGUUGAUAUAUUGAACGGGUACACGUGUACUUGUGCAUCUGGUUAUACUGGAACGCACUGCGAACAAGAUGUUGAUGACUGUCACAGUUUACCAUGUGGAAAUGCUGGCAGCUGUGUUGAUAUGUUGAACGGGUACAUGUGUACUUGUGCAUCUGGUUAUACUGGAACGCACUGCGAACAAGCAUGUGGAAAUCUUCCAGUUUUACCGAACGGUGUUGCCACACUAGAUGUCGAAAACCAAAAGUCAUAUCUUGAUACAGCCACUGUUGAAUGCGUUGUUGGAUACCUUGCAAACAAGCACAGUAUUCAGUGUCAGGCCAGCGGAGAAUGGGAAUCGUCAACAUGUGAAGAUGUGGAUGACUGUCACAGUUCACCAUGUGGGAAUGGUGGCAGCUGUGUUGAUAUGUUGAACGGGUACACGUGUACUUGUACAUCUGGUUAUACUGGAACGCACUGCCAACAAGAUGUGGAUGACUGUUACACUUCACCAUGUGGGAAUGGUGGCAGCUGUGUUGAUAUGUUGAACGGGUACAUGUGUACUUGUGCAUCUGGUUAUACUGGAACGCACUGCGAACAAGAUAUAGAUGACUGUCACAGUUCACCAUGUGGGAAUGGUGGCAGCUGUGUUGAUAUAUUGAACGGGUACACGUGUACUUGUGCAUCUGGUUAUACUGGAACGCACUGCGAACAAGAUGUUGAUGACUGUCACAGUUUACCAUGUGGAAAUGCUGGCAGCUGUGUUGAUAUGUUGAACGGGUACAUGUGUACUUGUGCAUCUGGUUAUACUGGAACGCACUGCGAACAAGAUGUGGAUGACUGUUACAAUUCACCAUGUGGGAAUGGUGGCAGCUGUGUUGAUAUGUUGAACGGGUACACGUGUACUUGUGCAUCUGGUUAUACUGGAACGCACUGCGAACAAGAUGUGGAUGACUGUUACACUUCACCAUGUGGGAAUGCUGGCAGCUGUGUUGAUAUGUUGAACGGGUACAUGUGUACUUGUGCAUCUGGUUAUACUGGAACGCAUUGCGAACAAGACGUUGAUGACUGUCACAGUCCACCAUGUGGAAAUGCUUGCAGCUGUGUUGAUAUGUUGAACGGGUACAUGUGUACUUGUGCAUCUGGUUAUACUGGAACGCACUGCGAACAAGAUAUGGAUGAAUGUCACAGUUCACCAUGUGGGAAUGGUGCCAGCUGUGUAGAUAUGUUGAACGGGUACACUUGUACUUGUGCAUCUGGUUAUACUGGAACGCACUGUGAACAAGACGUGGAUGACUGUUACAGUUCACCGUGUGAAAAUGGUGGCAGCUGUGUUGUUAUGUUGAUCGGAAUGGUAAGGUACGACACCGAGGGAGUACAUGGGGAAAAGAAACUGGAUAGUGACGGGAACACCGUGUCAGAGGUGGGACUCCCAGACCCCACAUUUACAUUCGUAUACAAACUUACAGUACUUUCCCGAAACAGUACUAGCUAA
Mercenaria mercenaria is the source of this 1827-nucleotide messenger RNA. RefSeq names its product fibropellin-1-like. The transcript is spliced from 16 exons. The record is from RefSeq and is a predicted model, not a curated record. NCBI's taxonomy places the organism in Eukaryota, Metazoa, Mollusca, Bivalvia, Venerida, Veneridae. Gene Ontology annotation, molecular function: calcium ion binding. The coding region runs from base 1 to 1827 and encodes 608 amino acids.